Messenger RNA from Poecilia latipinna (sailfin molly), 1138 nucleotides. It is a transcript of the gene spi1a, whose product is annotated as Spi-1 proto-oncogene a. Bases 179 to 955 code for a protein of 258 amino acids. Gene Ontology annotation, cellular component: nucleus. The record is from RefSeq and is a predicted model, not a curated record. Lineage: Eukaryota; Metazoa; Chordata; Actinopteri; Cyprinodontiformes; Poeciliidae. The transcript is spliced from 5 exons. Gene Ontology annotation, molecular function: DNA-binding transcription factor activity, RNA polymerase II-specific; sequence-specific DNA binding. Gene Ontology annotation, biological process: cell differentiation; regulation of transcription by RNA polymerase II.
UGACAAUUGGGUGUUAUGAAUGUCGCCUGCAUAGGGUCCAGCUUAGCUGAUUUCUCACUUUCAGUUCCCAUUUUUGCCUGCUGAAGCCGACAUUGCGUGUUUCUCAGUGUAGCAAUAGGAAAAACAUAACUUUUAUCACAAGCUGUAAAAGUCAAGACUCUCAUGCUGCCUUGUUUACAUGAUGGAUGGCUUUGUCAUAACGUCUGCAUCCGAGGAUGCUAUUCCACAUGAGCCGGAGACUUAUCGACCGCCGGUUGACCUGUACCCCUACCUGAACGUGGGGGAGAUUUACGAAGAUCACAGAUGGCCUUUCCACUCUGACCGGGUCCAGCCGCCGGACUUUGAGGGUUCCCCCGUGAACCACCUGACGGAGCUGCAGGCCGUGUCUCCUCAGCAGCUCAUCCAGCCGUUCCCCCUCAGCAACGAGUCUCUGCACCUUCACCUGGAGACGCCACUGGCUCCGCUCACCCUGUCAUCACAGAUCCCAUAUUACACCCCAUCCCUGUGCUACCAGUACCCACCGCUGGCCUCACCUCGACGCUACUACUCAGAGGAGGACCAGAGAGCCGUCAGUCCCCCGCUGCAAGUGUCAGAGGGGGAGGAUGAGUAUGAAGAUUACAACUGCUCAUUCAGGAAAGACCCAGGCAACAAGAAGAAAAUCCGCCUGUACCAGUUCCUCCUGGACCUGCUCAAAAAGGGCGACAUGAGCGACAGCAUCUGGUGGGUGGACCAGGACAAGGGCAUCUUCCAGUUUUCCACCAAACACAAAGAGGCUCUGGCGACCCACUGGGGCAUCCAGAAGGGAAACCGCAAAAAAAUGACCUACCAAAAAAUGGCCAGAGCCUUGAGGAACUAUGGCAAAACAGGAGAGAUUAAAAAAGUGAAGAAGAAGCUCACCUACCAGUUCAGCGAGGAGGUGCUCAAAAGCCUCUAUUUACGUCAUUAUCAUCACUGAGGAGGAAACAAAGGCUGUUUGUUACAAUCAUCGGAUCACUAAAUUUCCCAAAAUGAUGUUUAACUUGCGGAUUUGCAGGUUUUAUUUGUCUUUCUGACAAUUUUUUUUUAUUUAUUUGGAAUGACGCUUUUGGCAUUUAACAUCCACAUACACCAUUUCAUUUUCCUCUAAAAGUGUUUUUUU